AUGGCCAACGUGCAAAAGACAACCAACGCUGGAUCCGCCGAGGAUUUGGUGGUGGGCUUUGAGCAUCUGGGCCGUGGCGAUGUCGCCUUGGUCGGCGGCAAGAAUUCGUCGCUGGGUGAGAUGAUCAGUGCGCUCAGUGCGGACGGAAUUGCCGUCCCCCCUGGUUUUGCCACGACUUCCCAUGCGUAUUGGCAGUAUGUCGACUGCAAUGACAUCCGGGACAAGAUGGCUGCAGUCGUCAAAGAGUGGCAGGCGAGCAAGCUCACUCUGGCCGAGGCGGGCCAGGCGGUGCGCAGCCUGUUCCUCCGCGGCACCUGGCCCGGCAGUGCAGCAGCCGCCAUCCGGACUGCUUAUCGCCAGCUUUCGGCCAAGGCGCGCGUCGAGACGCUGAGCGUCGCGGUCCGCUCCAGCGCGACGGCCGAGGACCUACCUGAUGCCAGCUUCGCCGGCCAGCAGGACACGUACUUGAACAUCUCGGGCGAGGACGCCCUCUUGGAUGCCUGUCGACGCUGCUACGCCUCCCUCUUUACGGACCGAGCCAUUAGCUACCGUCAGAUGCAGGGAUUCGAUCAGAUGAGUGUCGCCCUCUCGGUUGGCGUGCAGCAAAUGGUUCGGUCUGACUCGGGCGGCUCCGGCGUCAUGUUCUCCAUCGAUACGGAAAGCGGUUUCGACAGCGUGGUGCUUAUCGGUGGUGCCCGCAAUUGCGUCGUAAUUCACUUAGACCACGUGACCACUUAUCGCCCGCAAAACGCCGCCCGUGAAAUCGUGUGCAGGACGCCUGAUAAGAAGGUUGCCCGAUCGACCGAGAUGGCCGCGGACGACUCGUACACGGCAGCUGACGAGCGCGCCCGUGCCGCCCGGAGGGCGGGCAUCCAGGCGAAGAAGGACGAACAGCCGGCGAACACGACGCGGAGUUACGCGGCGAAGCAGCGGGAGUGGAAGGCCUGGUGCCAUACGCCUCGGGCUGCAGCAGACGGCUCGCUCUAUAGCUGGCCCGACGGCGAGCUCGUAACGCCGGACAAGCUGGCGGCGUGGCUCAAAGAGGAUAUCCUGUUACGACGCGUUGUGCCGCCGCAGAAGAAGAAGCCGCGCGCGCGGGAGCAGCUCGAGGCCGCGGCCAUGGCAGAGGCCGAAAGCCUGGCCGAAGCUUUGGAGGUCCCCCUGGCCGAGGCCGCCGAGCUGCUCGCUGACGACCGCGAGGGCUACGUGCCACCCACAGGCCUCGCGACGGCUGCAGUAGACCUUACCGAAGGGUCUUUGCUUACGAGGGGCACUAUCGACGCCUAUAUCGCGGCCGUUAUCGAGCUAUGGAGGCUCCAGGUGGCUCACGGCAACGCGAAUACGGAGAAUCCCGGGCGCCGCCACCGCGGAAGCGACGGGAUCCAGGCCGGCUACCUCCCCGAUGAAUGGCUUCGGAUCCAGGAUCUCCUUCUCACUGGCGCCGCGUAUACGCCGCAAAACCUCCGUACGCGAGUCGACCUCCUCUUCGGCCACUACUACCUCUUACGGGGGGAGAACCGGCGCAAGAUGGAGCUUGCAGACCUAUCCCUACUCGACUAUCCGCCUUCGGAGGCCCGACCCCUGUGGUUGCCUGGGCCUAGCACAGCUCUUCUUUGGCGCUGGCACGUCGCCGGCGAACCGCCCCGUCCUUCCGGCGCCGAGCUCUCGGUGGGCGCCCAGGACGCGGAGACCCAUGGCACGUCGCUCGCCCAGAUCUCGCAGGCCGGCCGCUGGAACCAGAGCGUGCUCUGCCAGGCAUAUCUUACGCACCUACCGCGGCAGUUCAUGCGUAUCGUCGCCGGCUUCUCGGCCUCCCGGGGACUACUUCCUCGCGCGUGCGGCUCACGAACCCCGUACGUCUUACAAAAGCAGCUGUGGCCGUGGAUCGAGGUGGGAACCCGCUUUGAGGCGCGGGCGCGCCGGCAAUGCUGGGCAGAAGGCGGUCUCGACGACGACGACCUAGCCGCUGACGGCUUCCUUAAGCUUAUGCGGCGCCUGCGUAUAGUACUUCUGCAGGACCUGGCCGUCCUACAGCUCCGCUACCCGUCGCUACCGUUCUUCGCCUACGCCCCUUUUGGCGGGCCCGAGUGGGACGAGUUCGCCGUCGCCGUGCGGUCCACCGCGGUAGGGGCUAUGGAGCCGGUAAGCCUGCUCGUACGACGCGCGCUGCCGGAACUAAGCGGCGUCAUAGAGAGCACGCGGGAGGCCCUGUUACAGAAUAGUCAGCGGCUCGCCAUCCGGCUUGAGGCCCGGCUGGACGGGAUUCAGGGCGGCCUCGAUGCCCUCCUCCAAGGCAAGGUCCCUAUCACCUUUACCGGCUACUUCGGAGCCGGGGCAGCAGAGGCGCCGGCCCCCGCCCCCGCCCCGUCAACAGUACCUACCUUGAAUCUCAAUACAGCUCCGGCCCCGGCCCCGGCCCCCGCCCCAGAGCCUCUGGUACCAGGCAUGCCUAUCGUCACAGCCCUGGCAAGGGUCUUUACGGUGGGGGACGUCUGGAAGGAAUGGGGUGAAGGGUUUGCAGGUCAGAAGGCCGUACGGGAGCUGGAAGAGACGUGGGAAGCCGCUGGCGCCGGGAACGGGGUCAGAGUGCAGUUCUGUCGCCGGAAGGUGAUCUGGGACGAGCUGUUGGCCCGUAUGGCGUCCGGCAAAUGCAAGGAGGCGGCCGUUGCAGAGCUAGAGCUGUUACGCGCCGGCCGAAGCUUGAACCGACUCGUCGACGAGCUCAAACAGCGCCGACGGCGGGGCCAGGAUCGGGGCCAGGGCCAGGGCCAGAUACGGGUCCAACUCGAGGUCAGGGCCGUCGGGGCGGAGGACCCGGCUGGGAAAGCGGACCGCCCUCGUCGACGUAAGCCAGCCGCCUCGUAG
This is a messenger RNA of Hirsutella rhossiliensis, 2865 nucleotides long. Its product is annotated as pyruvate phosphate dikinase, PEP/pyruvate binding domain-containing protein. NCBI's taxonomy places the organism in Eukaryota, Fungi, Ascomycota, Sordariomycetes, Hypocreales, Ophiocordycipitaceae. Bases 1 to 2865 code for a protein of 954 amino acids. The record is from RefSeq and is a predicted model, not a curated record. Gene Ontology annotation, molecular function: DNA binding; ATP binding; pyruvate, water dikinase activity. The transcript is spliced from 9 exons. Gene Ontology annotation, biological process: phosphorylation; pyruvate metabolic process.